AUGAGUGUUUGGCGGCGUUUGCAACGAGUUGGGAAGAAAGCGGCCAAGUUCCAGUUUACUACCUCGUUGCAGGAGCUGACCAUUGAGUGCAAUCGACAAUAUCGGCCGGGAACGUUUGUAAUUGUCUGGUCUCGUCGAAGUCGUCGUUACACUUCCAAGGUUGGCAAUGUGACUACCAGUCGACUGUCAGGACCGUCGGUCAGAAGGCGCGUGUUGGCUACACGUCAAAUUGAUCUGUCGGAAUUCGCGGCCAAUAUACCUACACAAACCAGUCUCAAGGUUGUGAUGCGAUUAGCCUCCAAGAAAUUAGCUUCCGCCUCACUUCUGCUCACCCUUCACUCAGUCAUCAUGAAGGAGGGUGAGGCGACGUAA
Messenger RNA from Echinostoma caproni, 372 nucleotides. NCBI's taxonomy places the organism in Eukaryota, Metazoa, Platyhelminthes, Trematoda, Plagiorchiida, Echinostomatidae. The record is from the annotation of a GenBank genome assembly.